CUUGUGUAUUGAAUGGCAACUUCAUCCCUCCAAUAUCAACUGUCCUCAUUGUCCACAAGUAGUAACGAUUAUUCCACGCUGUAGGCGACAGCGUCCGAAACCUUGUUGAACUGACCUACCCGUUGGCCAUGAACGAGCUUUAGUUGAACCAUAAGCCGUAUUGUCCCAGAGUCCUGGCCGUGAAGGUUAUCUUUACAAGCGAGAUUCAUCGAGGCAUCUUUGCAAUAUGGGUGGGCUAAACGUCGUCGCACUCAUCUCCGGCGGCAAAGAUUCAUUCUUUUCCAUGCUUCAUUGCCAGCGCAACGGACAUCGAAUAGUCGCGCUGGCAAAUCUGUAUCCAUCACAGGGCGGCCGUGAUGCUGCCGUUGAAGAUUCUGAAAGCUACAUGUACCAGACCAUCGGCCAUGCUGUCAUACCUCAAUAUCAAGAUGCCUUGCAACUACCACUCUAUAGACAAGAGAUCCUUGGUUCAGCCGUCAACCAAGCCAAAUCAUAUGGACCGGCGACACUGGGAUCAUCGGCAACUUCCACCGAGUCAGACGAGACUGAAUCGCUCAUGCCAUUGCUCCGCAAAGUCCUGCAAGCCCAUCCGGAGAUCAAUGCCGUCAGUAGCGGUGCUAUAAUGUCCGAUUAUCAACGUACCCGAGUGGAGUCCGUUGCUAUCCGCCUCGGACUUGUACCGCUCUCAUAUCUCUGGCAAUGGCCGUCUCUAGCUGGCCAUUCGCAAAGCUCGCUUUUGGAGGACAUGUCGACUGUAGGUCAGGAUGCACGCAUCAUCAAGGUAGCCUCCGGUGGCCUUGAUGAGAGCUUUCUCUGGCAAAAUGUAGCGGAUCAUCGUACAAUUACUCGUCUUACCAACGCCGCUCGGAGGUUUGGGGCACCAGACGACGGCGCUGUACUUGGAGAAGGCGGUGAAUAUGAGACGCUUUGUGUCGCAGGCCCAGCACCACUGUGGAAAGGUCGCAUUGUCAUCAAUCCGGAGUCUAUGCAGACCGUGCCCGGAGAAGCUGGAUCUGCGGCAGUCCGCGUUCUCGACUCAAGCGUAACGCCCCUUACUGAUUGCAGCCCAAUUGUAGAGGUUCCUAAACCUGCAAUACUAGACGAUCCCUUCCAGCAGAUUAUUGAUCGACUCGUGGAAAAUCAGACAACCCAAGAGAGUUCGUCCGAGAUCAAAGAAUCAUUGCGGCCCGGAAAGCCUUUUCAGACUCUGGACAGCGUAACGGACUCUGUUGAACAGGAAGGUGAUGUGAUUCUGCUAUCUGCGUUGACCGGGAAAGGGUCCUCGGCGAGCGAACAAACCCAAUCGAUCAUGGCUGAGGCUGUAGCACGGGUAUCGAAUAUGGGGUUGCAAACCAGUGACAUCGCAUACACUACAAUCAUACUUCGGGACAUGCACGAUUUCGCCGCCGUCAACGACGCUUAUCGAACAUACUUCACGGAGCCUAACCCAGCAGCGAGAUUGACCAUCGCAUGCGCCGAGGUUUUGCCAGCAGACAGUCUGCUCAUGAUGAGCAUGACCGUGGCACCGGGUUCGCGCGAAGGUCUGCAUGUCCAAUCAAGAUCGUAUUGGGCGCCUGCCAACAUUGGACCAUAUUCCCAAGCGAUUCGCUUCCCCACUAACCCUCAAACACCGGCCACGGACGCUACAGUAUUCGUAUCAGGACAAAUUGCAUUGGAACCUGCAUCAAUGGAUAUAUAUUGCCCUGCGCACACGUCACCGGCAAUCUCUUUUCUGCACGAGGCCGUAUUAGCAUUGCAGCAUCUUGCGCGCAUCGGUAAAUGCAUGAAGGUUCUCUUCUGGACAAAUCCAGUCGCAUUUGUAGCCUCAACAAAUGAUGACGAUAUUCAGCAUCGGGUCCAACUGGCGAGAUGUGUUUGGAAGGCAUACAUUGAGUCGACGGCCGCUGGUAAUGAUUCCCCCGAUGUCGAUGAGCGCGAAGAUUUCGACGUCUGGCAUCUACAAAAUCGCCGUGGGCCAGGACGACAACAGACCAUCGUUCACGCAGUCGAGGGCCAUGAAUCGUGUGGCCCUUUGACAGUGAUCGUGGUCGACUCUUUACCACGAGGUGCCGCGAUCGAAUGGGUGGGCACGGGUAAACAUGCACGAACGGACAUGGCAUUGCCUGAAUCAUUCCACUUGAAAGAUGUCCUUCGCACACUCGAACGAUUUUCCGAAAGAUUCUAUGCCGAUAUGUAGUAGUUUCGUGACAACAGGACGAAUGGAGUCGGUUGCUCCAUCACAAUAUCUGUGCAUUGGCGCUCAAGGAAUCAGGGAAAAGCAGCUCGAAACCAAUCGCAGAUUUGACCGAUCAUUUCAUACUAUACAGGCGCCAGCCAUGGCGAAACUGCGAUUCUGCUCAUCACACAUCGAUUGCUUUUACAUGCUCAUGGCAUUGAUCAGAAUCAACAAAGCCGAAGUGUAAGCGGCGAUGUAUCCAAAUACUUCUAUUGGUUGCAAUAUAUUGCACACUAUGCAUUCCAUGGUCGCAGGUCCAGAAUUGCAAUCAGUCAUAACUGCUGUCAGCCCGUG
Dissoconium aciculare CBS 342.82 is the source of this 2530-nucleotide messenger RNA. RefSeq names its product adenine nucleotide alpha hydrolases-like protein. The coding region runs from base 227 to 2197 and encodes 656 amino acids. Gene Ontology annotation, molecular function: diphthine-ammonia ligase activity. The record is from RefSeq and is a predicted model, not a curated record. The transcript has 2 exons. NCBI's taxonomy places the organism in Eukaryota, Fungi, Ascomycota, Dothideomycetes, Mycosphaerellales, Dissoconiaceae. Gene Ontology annotation, biological process: protein histidyl modification to diphthamide.